CGAUACCUUGACAUCUUUUCACAUCCCCACUAAUUUGGUUGGUUUUUUGGUUUUUUAAAAAGUUUCAAAAAGUCGUGCUGCCGCGAUCGGAUCCGGACUCCGCACUCCCCGACUGCCUGACUGCCUGACCGCUGACUGCCUGGUACCCAGCAACGCAACCUUCGACCGCUCCGCACCGCACCGCCUCCACCGCUCGAGUGAAAUGUCGCUGAAUCCGCAGUACGAGGACAUCGGCAAGGGCUUUGUGCAGCAGUACUAUGCGAUUUUCGACGACCCGGCGAACCGCGCGAACGUGGUUAACUUCUACAGCGCUACCGACUCCUUCAUGACCUUCGAGGGCCACCAAAUACAGGGUGCACCCAAGAUCCUCGAGAAAGUCCAGAGUCUGAGUUUCCAGAAGAUCACCCGAGUGAUAACCACAGUGGACUCGCAGCCCACGUUCGACGGCGGAGUGCUGAUCAACGUCCUCGGAAGGCUACAGUGCGACGACGACCCCCCGCACGCCUUCUCGCAGGUCUUCGUGCUGAAGGCCAACGCCGGCACCUUCUUCGUGGCCCACGACAUCUUCCGCCUGAACAUCCACAACUCUGCCUAGGAGCGCCCACUCCGCCGGACGCGCGUCCAAAACUAUUUAUCCGCACCACUCAGCAACCAGCACACACACUCAACCCACAUCCAAAGAUGCCCGGCGCCCAACGACAUCAGCGGGCGGGCAGUGGAACUCAAUAGGAAAAUAAACUAACUAUGCAAAGCAGCAGCACAAGCAGCGGUCUCACGUCUAUCAGCAAAUGCAAAAAGCAACAGAAAGAGAAGAAAAACACACACAGUAAAGGAAGAAAUUAAAUUGUAACUACUAUGCGAUGUAAACAAAAUGGGCCACCAGCCCGCCACUCUCGUGUCCCCUUGCGCCCGGUACUCUCGGCUCGCGGGGCCAGCGAAUCGUUUGUUCCGCGAACACCUGGAUCUCGGGCUCCCAUUUAGCCAGGGCUAUCGAGCGGGGUAUGUGGCCUGCGACGAGCUCUCCUUUCAUUUUCCCCGGAAAGCAACCAAAACCGCUGGCAACUGCACGCGUUAAAAUUGAUUUUUGUUCGUACUUUUAUAGACUCAACACACUUUCGAUUGGGCCCUCGUCCGGUUCUGUAUUGUAAUUAUUGAAAUACUUUAGAUAGCCGCAUUGCAAUGUUUUGUAUCGAAUACCCACUUCUUGAACCGCGAUCUGAGUACCGGGACUAUUACACAGUCGAGGAUAUCGACUCUAGCUUUCUUGUAUGACUAAUUGAGUGAUGGCGAAUUACUUUUUAUUGAGACAAAAAAACACUUAAAUAUAAAGAUUAACGUUAA
Messenger RNA from Drosophila biarmipes, 1341 nucleotides. It is a transcript of the gene Ntf-2, whose product is annotated as probable nuclear transport factor 2. Gene Ontology annotation, biological process: protein import into nucleus. The transcript is spliced from 4 exons. The record is from RefSeq and is a predicted model, not a curated record. NCBI's taxonomy places the organism in Eukaryota, Metazoa, Arthropoda, Insecta, Diptera, Drosophilidae. Bases 203 to 595 code for a protein of 130 amino acids. Gene Ontology annotation, cellular component: nuclear pore central transport channel.